UAGAUGGUUUCUUCCAGUCACUCCUCUUUUUCCCAAGUGACCAGGUGAUUCUGGGCAGACUUCUGAUCUUCAGAUCUCUUUUCGGAGUUUCAUUUUCUGGCCUUAGGGUCUCAGAGGAAGAAUAUCUAGGACCUAGAUCUAUUGCUUAUGCAAUCAAACACUCAUAUCUACGAUGUCGUCAGUCAAUAUGCUGACAUGAUGUAUCAAUUUCUCAACUAUUAGAACUGUUAUGAUGAAAGUUCCAUCCAAUAUUGUUUUGAACUUCCUCUAAUUUGAGAUGGUAGGGCCAGAUCAGUCUGGUUAAUGAUAUGUGAUGCAGGAUGAAGUUCUAUGUCCACCGGGAAGACAACCCUCAGUACACAGUGGUGUUCAGCUGGGAAGAACAACAUGAAGGAACUAUUGGAAAUCUUUUAGAGCAAUUCAUAGAGUCCUACAACCAGAAGUUCCAAGGUGUUUGUGAACUGGAUGUUGAAGAUGUUUUUGUCACAAAGUCUCCAAGCUCAAGGCAGGCUUUGUCCAAUGAGGAACAAGUGUCCAGAAUGGUGCGAGACCAGGAGGAUAUUUUUGUGAUGUCCAAAGGACCACCUGCAGUUACUGAGCCAGUGCCUUCUGCACAAAGCAGUCAAGUAGAAACAGAGAAAGGUGAUGACAACAUCCAAACCAGUACUUUGAGAGAAGAAGCAUCUAAUGCAGCUGAAGUGCCCUCUCGUACCCAGACUGAUGAUGACAUAGAAGACUUUGAGGACAUGAGGGACUUGCUUGAGGGGGAGUCUCCUGGAGGAGAGCUGAGGAGCAGCCCACAGAGGAGACAUUCCUGGGAAGGGUCCUUCGACGACGUCUCCAUAGCCAAUCUACAAAUAGCACAACUCAAGAAGGAAAGGAACAAAGAGCUGAAUACAGGACAUGAUGCCCAGCAGGUUCUGAUUGCCAAGUGUAUGCAGAAUGCACAGAGACUGGUGGAGCAGAAACACUGUGACGAAGCCGUCAAAAUCUAUGCACAAAUUGAAAGACUGUUCCCCCACCAGAAGGAGUGCCUGCUAGGGUUGGCAUCCAUCUAUAGGAAUGCUGAGCGCCCUAAUAAAGCCCUGGACUACCUCAGAACAGCCGUAGACGCUUUUCCUGAUCAUGCAGACCUCAAAUGUCGCCUUGCAGACUGCUUGCUUGAGCUUGGCCGUGGGAAGGAGGCAAGCCGACUCCUGUUUGAAGCUAAGGACAUGAUGGAGAAGAAACCUGAAACCAAACCCUCCCAGCUGUUUGAUAUUCAGGUGCAGCUUGCAAAGGCCUUUAUACUGCUGGGGAAACACACAAUGGCUCUACAGAUGUGUCAGGCAGUGGUGAAAGAGAAAAAGGACCACCUGGAGGCUCUGUUAGAGUACGCCGAGCUGACGUACAAAAUGAGUCCAAUACAUGCCAAGGAGGCUCUGACCAUCGUCAUGACCCUCAUGGUCAACAAGAAAGACUGGAUGUUACCCAGAGACCGGUUGGUCAACAUGAUGAAAUACAUUCCUAAUGGUCUCAAGAUACUAGAGGGGGAAAUCCAUGAAGCCAUCAAGUCAGUUCCUGCUCUGGUCUUCUUGUCCAAUGUCUUUAGGGACCAUGGAGAUGUGUCCAAUUCUGCCCAGCUCCUGGAGCAUGCCAUGCAGGUGGAGCCGGCCCACUGUACUGCCUUCCUCUCACUCAUCCACAUGUUUGAGGUGCAGGACAGGCACGGAGAAGCUUUCAAAAGGAUAAGGACCUUCUUGAAGCAGCAUCCUGACAUGUCCAUCGCUGGUCUCAAAAACAAAGUGUUUCUGCCAAUUCUGAAGGCAGUUAAGGAGGACAUAUAUCUCCAUGCCACAUAUCCCAGAGUGUCUGGGAUCUCAGCUGAUGUCCAGCCGCCCCAACAGAGGGCCUACAAUGAUCAGGAGCUCAACCUGUUGGCUGUCAUGUUCACACUGGUGAAGAUACUCUUUGUGAAGGGAGCCCUGGGGCUAGUGCCUUCUUUCACAAAACUGCUUGAUCCAGCACAUGCAGACAGGGACUUACACACAACUCUGAUAAGAAAUGAAGCGGCAUAUUACUCUACCAUAAGUCAGGUGAUGAAGAUAAAACUGAACCCUGCCUGCCUGGAGAACAGCCCCCAGUUUGUGUACCUGGCUGGGGACAGUCACUGUAUCACUCCUGCAUGGAGGUCUGUUCAGUACAAGGGUUCCACCCAUGUCAUCCAUCCCCUUCUGUCCACCGGCACAAAGAUUUGGCACAUGAGACCAGAGGCCAAAUUCUUCACCAAGGAGAACUUCUACAACGUCAUGAAGAAGGCACCGAGAAAGUCCACCGUGAUCUUCGUGUUUGGAGAGAUUGACUGUCGUGAGGCACUGCCUGUGUGCGUCGCCAAGUGCAGAUAUGACACCAUGGAAGAUGGCAUCAGCAGACUGCUAGAGAUCUACACCCAGGCUCUACUGGUGCUGAAGAGGAAGUACAAGUUCACUGUGUUUGUUCACCCAGUCCCACCUGUACUAGAUCUCACCAGACAAACUGUGAUGAAGUUUAACAAGGCCCUGAAGUCCAAGGUGGAAUCCACGUCAGGUCUACACUGGCUGGACUUUGUGGAUGAACUGCUGUGUGAUCAUGGGACCAUGCUCGACUCCAAAUUUGAGUUUGAUGGCACACACCUGCACCCUUGCUAUGUGGAGAGACUUGAAAAGGCCUUGUCCGAGGCACAGGAGAGAAGAACCACCAGCAGUCCCAGGAAGUGACAUCAUAACAGGAUGUGACAUCACAAUGAACUGAUGACAUCAUGA
Molecule: messenger RNA, 2780 nt
Organism: Branchiostoma belcheri (Belcher's lancelet)
Lineage: Eukaryota; Metazoa; Chordata; Leptocardii; Amphioxiformes; Branchiostomatidae
Exons: 20
Coding region: 321-2735 (804 amino acids)
Molecular function (GO): protein binding
Source: RefSeq, a predicted model, not a curated record